AAAAUUCAUAUCAGAUUCCGCGGCAGGAUGAGCGACUCGCGUGCCCAGUUGGGCAAGCGACACACCAGCAAAUACGUCAUCAUUUGUUCAUCCAGAACCACGAUGUCCAUUCCCAAAGCUGUCUUAUACUACUCACCCGGCUCCGUGUGGUCAAAUGCUCGCGGAGAAGGGCUAUGCUGAUGAUGAACUGGACCGCAAGGUGGUUGAUCUAGAUAAGGGGGAGAACUUCAGUGUCUCGUUCUGCGAAUCAACCCGGAGGGUACCGUCCCAGUCUUAGUCGUGCCUUUCGAAGACUCUCUUUCUGCGGAUGAUGCGGAGCGGAGAUACAAGUCGGUCAUCCGACCAGAGGCCAUCAUCGCACUCCUCGACAAAUCGCGGUCGCCUCUGUCGAAAACGCGGACCACCUCGAGCGCGCCAGCCCCUUUGCUUACACCUGCGACAGUUGAAUACAAGACGCUGACAGACAAGAUUCAAAGCAUUGUCCACGCGAGCGACGUCUCUGUGGAUACUCUCGCAUCACUGAACGCGCAUGACACUGCGUCAUUGAGUCUACUGGCGAAAGCUCGGAAGGAUGGGCUGAUUGGUCAACGUGAUGCACUGCGGGCAUGUCUUGACAGCGCAGCAUCGGGCCAAGUACAGGCAUCGGAGAAGGUGCGCAAGUUUUGGCAGGCUAAGCUGAGCGAGGUGGAAUUUCUGGUGGAUGUUCUGGAUGUUGCAAAUUCGGAAUUGGCAGACCUUGACACCGAGGCGAAGGCUAGACGCGAAGAUCUAUACGGGCGGGGUUCCUCAGCCUGGCGCAGCACCAAGUCUGCGCUUCAGAUGCUGAAUCAGACGAUAAUCGGUCCGUUUUCAUUGGGGGACCAAUUGUCACUGGCAGACAUUUCCGUGGCUGCAUGGCUCCAAGCUGUUGUCCGACUUGCGGGUGGAAACCAGGAGGAAGAUGCCGCCAGUGUCAUCGCGAAGUUGGAGACCGUAUUCAAGGAGGAAUUUCCAAAGGAGUAUGAUGGUACAGACUCUCGAGGUCAACCAGGGAAAAUCAGCAAACUAGCUGCAUUUUGGGAUGCCAUUCGGAAGCGGCCCGGAUGGCGUAAAAUGUGAAAGUUUGUCCAUUUACGAAAUCAAAGCAUGUAAAAGAUAGGAGUGCUUGUCCCUGUUAUUACCAUCACGCUCGAACAACCAUCCUCGAACCUCUCGACGCCAUGUUGGAAGAAUAUGGGUCCGAUUCUGAGGACACAGUGACCUCUCAGCUCCUUUCGAAGGGAACGGUAGGACAACACGGGUCCUCUCCGCGCCAAAAUUUUCUCGUUCCUUCUUCUGUUCAGUCCGGGCGGUCAUCCCAUCCAUCAUCUGCAGCCCCUUCACCUGUUCCCUCUCGAUCGACUUCGCCUCUGCCUCAGUUCCGCCACUCGGUGAACUCCUCGUCGACGUCCGAGGAGGAAAGCGAAACCAGUGCUCCCCUUCUACGCAACAGGACCCGACGCUCGUGGUGGACGGAUGACAGCCGUUCAUGGUGGGGACAAUCACCUCGUCGCCGAAGACGCUCAGGGCGCCUAUACUCGUCGCUGAGGAAAUGGUGUCGGUGGCUCUUUACCCAUCCGUUUUUCCCUCGACAGCCCAUCACUAUCAUUUUGACUCUCAUACUCCUCUCUGUGUUCACCAUUUUCGUCACUCUCCUACUGAUGUAUAUCCUUAAUCCGGAUAAGGAUCCCCUGCCCUGGAGGGCUUAUUGCUUUGCUUCUCCCGCAUUCCCUCCAACCAACCUCGACUCUCUACCUCCGGCUGGUAUUCUACUUGGCGUUUUCAGCAUCGAUUCGGGCUACGAAAGGCGCUCGCUUGUCAGGACGACUUGGGCCAAACACGUACGAAGCAGAAACGGUGCAGGCGACGGUGACGGUGGCUUGGGAACCUCGCGAACGAUCGUGCGGUUUGUCAUGGGUCAACCGCGGAAGGACUUCGAACGACGUAUUCGUCUGGAGAUGGAAAUGUACAACGACAUAGUCAUUCUCCCGAUCCCGGAAAACAUGAAUGACGGGAAGACACAUACGUUCUUUUCCUGGGCUUCACUGAAUGCCUGGGUGCCUCCGGUGUACAAUGAAACCGGAUCCAAAGCUCCCGUCUACUCGUAUUCCAGUCGAAGCUCGCCACCGCCUGCGCUGGCACCUCAUGAUCCUAUCCUGGCCCACAAACAUCAACUUGAAGAUACGAUUGCCCAACCAUGGGUGCGACCUGACUUUGUCAUCAAAGCCGACGAUGAUUCGUUCGCUAUGCUUGCCGAAUUGGAAGCUCGUCUCCGGGUUGAACUCCAUUCGCCCCCAGAGGCGGGCGAGAUUGAACCGUAUACAGGUGACCCACUCAUCUAUUGGGGAUAUCUGGUGACAAACCGGCUGCAUCGCUUCAUGGCGGGAGAGCUGUAUGCCUUGAGCUGGGCUUUGGUGGAUUGGGCUGCCAAGGAUCCUGCAGUCAAAACGCUCACCAGGGGAGCCGAGGACAAACAAACGGCCAAGUGGAUGAAGCUGCACCCGCUUGCAUCGCAAGUGAGAUGGGUCAGAAUUGACAUACGGAACAGCUAUACGCAUGGGUUCCUUUUCCCAUCCGAGGCGCAACGAGCCAAGGACAAUCUGGUUCCGUUCCCUCACCAGGCCCUGCAAGACGCCUUGAACAACAGUCUGAUGACCGGUGGCACUCCAUCCCCGUCUGAUUGGUCGUAUUCGAGUGUGUCGAAGUUCGGGGUGCGGUAUGAGCCGCCGAUCCCGGAUCUGACGAUCUCUCAAAGUGUCGAGGCUCUCGUCGAGGGCAGCGAGAUGUCGACAUUACGAGAAGGAAAUCCCAAGACACCAGAGUAUGCUUGGGACCGGCGGGAGGGCCGCAAGACCCGAUACCAAGACAAACGUCUGGGAGGCACAGUCGUCGUGCAUUACGUGAAGAAAAGCCUGUGGUACCUCGAGACAGCGCUUGCACUGCUUGAGGGUCCUGAGUUGACGGGUAACGAGGAGGCCGCUCCGCCCGUCAACUUGGGCCAAUUUGGACUGCUUGCAAAUAGUACAGCCUCGCCGGCGAGCUCGACGGUAGAAACAUCGGACACGGACACUGACUCAAUCCUGCGUACAAGUAUCAAUCAGCAAGUAUCAUCCAACAACACCGAACCCAUCCAGCGCAUAAGCCUCCGGGACUGCCUCUUCGAACGUGUUGUACAGCGGCUCAAAGGACUCAUA
Mycena citricolor is the source of this 3212-nucleotide messenger RNA. The record is from the annotation of a GenBank genome assembly. Lineage: Eukaryota; Fungi; Basidiomycota; Agaricomycetes; Agaricales; Mycenaceae.